Molecule: messenger RNA, 941 nt
Organism: Neocloeon triangulifer
Lineage: Eukaryota; Metazoa; Arthropoda; Insecta; Ephemeroptera; Baetidae
Exons: 2
Coding region: 64-774 (236 amino acids)
Source: RefSeq, a predicted model, not a curated record
ACUGCAUCCUGCCGGCCAUGCCAUGUUUAGUGGUCGGUGUUGCUUGCUGGCGAAAGUAACAACAUGAUGGGAUCUUUUAAGAUCCUGGGCUACAUUUUCUUACUUUUGGCCACUGUGCAGGCGGGCCAGUCCAAGAAAAAACCAGAUCAAUCCAGCGGAAGAGUCAAAGCAUCGCAAAAGGUUGGUCCUGAAACAGGAGUCAGGUCGGCGGGGGAAGUUCGAAGGCCCAACUCACGAAGAUUAAUCGACCAAGGGGAAGAUUUUGUUGAUCCUGGCGAGCGGAGGGCUUCAAUGAAGGGUCGAAGACCUCCACCGCGAUACUUCUCUGCAGACCAGUAUUACUCUGAAGAUGACGACUGCGUUUGCGUUCAAAACAGAUAUUACGACGAGUACGCCGGCGUCCCAGUUUACGCGUUCAUGUUCAUCGGAAGACCUUCUAGACUGCCCCCACCCAGGUACUUUGGCUAUUAUGGUGGCGUAAUGGGACCUCCGAGGAAGAGGAGGCCGAUGAGAACCACCUCGCCUCGCUACACCAACUCGUCGUCAACGGCCAUGGCUUGGAACUUGACAAGCAGCACUGGAGGAGCUUCAACCAUGUCCUCGGGUGGACAAAUGACGAACAGCGUCGGAUCCACCCUCAGCAACGCAACCACGACUUCAAUUGGUGUCACUUCUACUACAACUUCAACCGGCAGCUCUACCACAACUGCAUCUGCGACAACCGGUUCAACUACAGCAACAUCAGGGACCACCAUUUCUGUAACCAGCUCCUAAAAACACCAAAGAUUGAGACAAAAUUUGGUGCUGAUUUUAGGAAUGAAAUAUAUUUCAAUUUUAAAAGAAUGAUUAAAAUAUUGUCAAUCUCUACUUUUGCGCAAAAUAUUUUAUUGUAUGGGUGAUUUUUUUAGGCACAAUUUACUAAUUUUUGAUGAAAUUUUACA